This is a messenger RNA of Vollenhovia emeryi, 4766 nucleotides long. RefSeq lists its product as uncharacterized. Lineage: Eukaryota; Metazoa; Arthropoda; Insecta; Hymenoptera; Formicidae. The record is from RefSeq and is a predicted model, not a curated record. Bases 167 to 3961 code for a protein of 1264 amino acids. The transcript is spliced from 13 exons.
GUUUGAGAAUCACUGGCCUCACGUGAGUAACGAAAGGAAAAUGAGAGACGCGUGUGUGCGUUUGAAUUUGAAAACAUCAACUGUCUGUUAAAAUUGGUUUCCGAAGUAAAACCGUUUCCCCCGCGAGUUCCGUUGUCAAGAGAAGACAUAACCUCCGAGCGUUCCGAUGGCCAACAAUUCUGUGACCACAUUUAAGAAUCUGCAAAUAGACGAACGACUCAGGAAACUGGAACGCUCCUUGAAACUGGUCGCAUUGCGACAGGAAAGCGGCAAGAGUACGCACGACGGGAAGACACCGUCCGUGACAACCUGGCCCAGCAUCUCCAGCAUUAAUGCAGACACUUUGGAUUCCAGCUGUGCCACCCCGGCGCACCAGAGUUCGUUUGUCAAGAGCGAGGUCUUGGGCUACAGCAGCAACCUGAGAAACGUGCUGUUGAAGAAGAACAGCCGUAAUCAAGAAGCGAUGACUACGUCCAGUGUUAAGCAAUGGCACGGUCAGCAAAACAAUUGCGUCGACCGGGGUCUUAUGCCACCCCCAGCGAAUGGUGUGGUUUGUCGCAUCUCUAGGGAGUCACCGGGCUCAGCUUGUGCGUUGCCCACUUACGAAAUGGCGUCGACCGCGCCUAACAGAUUCGUGGAGCCUUCCAAGGCGAACGCGUUAUCCUCGAAGAGUGCUCCUAGCUGGAUAUCCACCAAUACGAAUGCUGACGGGGAGUAUUUCAAUGUCUCUGCGUCGAUUCCUACCAAUUGUCAGGUGAUUGGCAGGGUGUUUUCAAAUUGGAGAGUUACGUUGAACAACCAACACGAGUUAGUAAUUAGAGGGACGCUUGAAUGCGGGAAGUACGCACAUAGCAAACCGGUUGUAAGAAGGCACUCUGCGACAUGCGUCGAAUCCAAAUACAUGAACAGAUAUAUUCUACGAGGAAAUAUUGUCGACGAGAGAAAUAGAUUACCGGAUUAUGUGCGCGGGAAAUUUUUCAAUGGCUUUCCUGACGAUUGGGAAAACGUUUAUCAAAUAUGGAGAGCGUACGUCGACCAAGGAUACCCUGUGACGUUUCAUUGGCCCACUCGUAUUACUGACAGCGACGACGAUUUAAAGAGCGAAUUGACGGAUUUGACUUGUACACUCGCGAGAAAGAACCCAACUAUUUCUGCAACGAGAGACUCUUGUAAUGGGAAUACUAAGACUGGAAAUCUAAACAGUACGCAUGAAAGGAAGGAGAAUUAUCAGAACGCCUCCACUCGCAGUUUGCCACAUCGUGAAAGAGAUACUCGGUCCGCGAAGCCUGUUAUUCCUAACUCGGAAAAGGAUGCGAUUCCCGUCGUGCAAACCAAGAGUACGAGGUCGCCGCGCGACGAGGCUAACAAAGCAAAUGUUAGGACGGAUACAAAUUUACCGUCAAAUACUUGGAACGUCACGAAAUUGAAGGACUUUCUUCGGGAGGACAAACUGAAAAUCAUUAUCGACAAUUUGGAGGACAGGAAUUGCUCCGCGAGGUAUAUCGACAAGAUUCUCGAGCUGCUUUAUUGCCUGGAUUAUGCGGUGUCGUACAGAACGAGAUCGGAGUGCGGUGACUCGGUGGUUUCCGGGUCAUUGAUUUCCGAAGGGCCCUCGAAAGCGAUAUCGCUACAACCGAAUUUAGUAUGCAAUGGCGAUCUCGCGGACAGUAACAGAUUUGAAAACGACCUGACGAAAGUGAAGAGCUACGGACACUCCACCGAUCUGGGAUACGGAAGCAUAAGAAGUGAUUCUCGUGUCAUUCAGGUGUCGAACCCAGUGAGCAGUAAACCCUCGGGACACGGUGAGGACUUGGACAAAUCAGAGAGCGAGACCUACGCGGGCGUACCCAAGAUAUCGAUCGAACGAGUUUUAAAAGCUCGAGAAACGUCCGGUAAGGUAUACAAACGUAACGUGAGAAAGAAAACGAUUUAUCCGGAUGCACCGAAGCACGCAUCGAGUCCGCCGCGCGACGAGCCUGUCCACGUUGCGGGUUCAGUUGCUAACAAUAAAAAUUUACUUUCCGACGAGUCUGGCGUCAGCAUCACGGAGGACGAAGUGGAGGCAACGAGCGGCGUGUGGGAGUGUCGCCAGGCAACAGACGUUACUCAAAGAACACAAAUGACGUUCUCCAGUCACCGAGAGAGGAAUAAUUUCGAUGUGUACGGGGGAGGCAAAUCUAAAGCGCGUGUGCAAAACGUCGAACCGUUCGAUGCUUCCGAGGCACAAAGAGCGAACAUGAAUGUUUUUAUAAGGAAACAGGAAGUUCCUUGCAGGGAUGUUGAAGCGAGCGGGGGGCGGCAACGGUUUAUCGCAGACGUCGACUACACCGUCAAUUCUGACAUCGACGUUGUGGCCGUGAGCACGAAGUCACAGAAGACCGGCGGGAGUUCGAUAACGUCGGGCGCUGAGGCGGACGAAGAGAUUAAAAUAGUCGAAACGAAUGGCGAUUCUGUCGAGAAGCGCCUCGCCUCCCCGAAGUCACGUAAAGAGUUCAUCGAACAAAUGAAAAGUGAGCUUGCGAGGAAGCGACUUAAACCGACUAUAGUCAGUUCGGUACCGGUGAAUUUAAACGUGAAAAUACAUGAUGCACCCUCGAAGGCCAGACAACCGGACGACACCAAGAUAAAUGUGAGGAACGGGGAUAAGCAGGAUGCAAAUAUUCGGCCGUUGGAAGAAACCGAUAAGAAGAAAUCUACGUCGAUCGCUACGAAGCCUACGACUGACGACUUUCAUUCGAAGGCAACAACGGUCGGGACAGUCGCCACAAAACCUGCGAUUGAUGAUUCUCGCUCGAAGACAACGGCGGUCGAAACGGUUAAUAAAAAAGAGAUUGUCCCGACGGCAAGUAACAAAAAGAAAUCGGACGACACGAGUCCCACUAAUUCGAUGACUGAUUCAACAAAGGAGCAAUCUAAAAGCAGCAAACUCGGGACUGAGAAGAAUCCCAAAGUACUGACCGCGUGGGUGCCGAAAGUAGUGUAUUACGCGAAGUCGAAAUCUGAAUUGGGUUUAACUUUUCAAGGGAAAUUACUCAACGAAGCUGGCCACGUUGUGCACAGGAACUUUACGACGAGUAUCGUCGCGAAGCGAUUGUCAGCGACGCUAAUCAAAACAGUGAAUAAUGAAUUUUAUCAGCUCGUUGGAUAUGUAAACGACAGCAAGCACACUAUUCCGAAGGAACUGGUAAAACAAUGUCGUAACGGAUGUCCUACGAAGAUUGAGCAAUUUUGUCUGACUUGGAAAAACGUGCACGAUAAUGUUGAAAUAGUUAAAGAGACAUCUCAGGAUACAACGAUAGAGUCGUUGAAUGGACCCGUUAGUUCGAGGGGCCGUCGUAUCUUACCUCCGUUAUGUUUCUGGGAAGGUGAGCGUGUAACUGUGAAAGAUAACAAUUUAAUUUAUACUCCGGGCAAUUCACAGGAAUCGUUACUUUUGCUGACUAAUAACUCAAAAGAGGUUCAAAAAGAUACCAAGAAUACUGAAGAAAGAAAGAAGCAGAAAGUGAAUACACCAAAGAAACAGAAUGUAAAUGAGCAAACAAUGACGCUCGAAUCGAAUAAGACUUCUGGUGCACACAAAAGUCAAGUUCCAGCUUCCAAAAAGUCACCUAAAACUGCAAAUGUAAGGAGGUCCCUCAACAAUCGCCGAAUAGUACAAAAGUUGUUCUCGAGCGUUGAGUCCAGCGACGAGGAGGAAAAAGUAUCUCCGCGAAAGCGUGUGCACAAUUCUCGGACUAACGAGAAUAUAGAUCCAGAAGCACGGUCUACUAUGACAUUAAGGAAACGGCCAAAGGUAGAACCAGCCUCGAAUAGAAUUUCACGUAACACCAGAUCAACCAGGCAACACGCAGCCUACUGUUCGCCAACAAAGAGACCCGAAAGCGAGAAACUGUUUUAUUAUUGUAAAAAUAUUCCACAAUCAAAGGACUUUCUAUCAGAGAGUGAAAUAUCAUUUGUAUAAUCUCGAAUAGUGAUUUCAUGCUAUUAUAUUUUUUAUAUGUAUAUCGAUAGACUUUUGACAAAUACGUAAGUUAAAAAAAAUAGUUUGCUAUAUAUUUCUUAUUAUAUGUAUGUUUUGUUUAUAGUUCUCUUUAGAUAUUAAGGGUGCAUUCGAGGAGUUUACUAUCAGCGCUAUUUAGGUGAAAACGUCGUUCUAUGCAUGUUGCCUAUUAUACUAUAAUACCUUAGCUUUCGAUUUUCCCCUCGUUUUACAAAUAUUAGUCCCAGCUCAAGAAAAUGUUUCCAAUAUUAUUUUUCAUAUUUUGUCAACAAGUAAUGGCACUUUUUUACUAUGUUGUAAUAAAUUAAAAAUUCAUUUCUACAAUACCGUAGCUUUUGAUUUUCCCCUCGUUUUACAAAUAUUAGUCCCAGCCCCAAAAAACGUUUCCAAUGUUAUUUUUCAUAUUUUAUCAAAAAGUAAUGGCACUUUCGUAUUAUGUUGUACCAAAAUUAAUAUUGUAGACCUCGUGAUUUUGGUAGAUGCAAAAGUUAUCAAGUAAAGAGAACGUUAUAUAGUCUAGAGUCUAGACGAAUAAAAUAUCAUUUAACUUUUUUCGACAUAUAAUAGGCAACAGACAUAGAACGACGUUUUCACCUAAAUAGCGCUGAUAGUAAACUCCACGAAUGCACCCUUAAUAUCUAAAGAGAACUAUAAAUAAAACAUACAUAUAAUAAGAAAUAUAUAGCAAACUAUUUUUUUUAACUUACGUACUUGUCAAAAGUCUAUCGAUGUAUGUCUAUAAUUAUUAUAGACAUACAUUCGAUGC